This is a messenger RNA of Striga asiatica, 833 nucleotides long. The record is from the annotation of a GenBank genome assembly. Lineage: Eukaryota; Viridiplantae; Streptophyta; Magnoliopsida; Lamiales; Orobanchaceae.
GAUAAAUUCAGGGUCUGGAAAUAUACCAUUUAUAAGGAAGUGCAGUUCAGUGAUAAAACUCAACAGAAAGCAAAGAGAUGUUGAGAAAUCUACAGGUCCUGAGAACAACGGUUAUUCACGAAUAGUAUUGGAGAAACAAUUUGCUGAUACUCUUAAAAUUCGCAUUCAUAAACUGAGAAAUUUGUUUGUGGUCUAUGCCUGCAACAGAACCUCUCACUCGAGUUCAAAAGGAUCCUGCUUUAGACUCUCAGGAUGAGCUCUUACCUGAAGAAAUGGUCCCGCUGUUCUUUGAACAGGAUAGACAAAUGCAAGGAAAAGAAGCGACUGAGUCAUUAAAUUGUGAACCAGUUCAGGAUGAAAAAUCACUGGAAAAAGAUAAAAAGAUCUCAAGUCAUCAAGCAACUCAGAAGGAAUUUUACGGUACAUUAAAAGCUCGAGUGGCUGAGUUGAGAAGAGAAACGAGCAUGCUCAAUCAACAACUACGGAGGCAAGCUACUAUGUGCGAGCAGCUUAGUGAAGACAAUAAGCUAUUAAUGGAUGAGCUAAAGAAGACUUGCGAACCAUGGGUCAUAGAAAUUCUCGAAGCAAACAAUCCGGAAACAAAUCCUCAAACAGAUUGAUAACUCAAGUCAGUCGAAAUACAGACGAAGAGUAAGUUUUAACUGCCCUUGUAAACGCGCACACAAAUCGAAAUCGUUCGAGAAAAAUGUUUUUUCAACAAAAAAAAGAAAAAAAAACUAGGUUCACAUCUAGUUUUGGUUUGGUUGUAUAGUGUAAAUUAUGGACACUCCAGUUUCUAUUUAUAUUUGAAAUAGUGAACUAUAGUUAAAGGC